AUGACAGUCCACGCUUCUCGCCUCACCCCGGAAGUGCUUCUCUCCGCACCACGCCGCUCAGCAGGAGUCCCCAAUUCAAGUGGUGAACUGGUGCUGUAUACUGUGUCUACGUACUCCUUUGAGACUCACUCCAGGUCUUCACAGAUCCGCCUUCUCAACGUCAAGGAUGGCACUUCUUACCUUGUCUCCGACGAUGCAGGCGCCAGUGAUCCUGUCUGGAUUGGCGAGCAAGAGGUUUUGUAUCUCAAGCCCGGCGACAACGGGUGUACCAUGAUAAUGGCCCAGCAUGUGCUGGAUAAGUCUGAGCCGCACAUGAUUCACUACUUGGCUGGAAGCAUCUCCAACCCCAAGACCAAGGUGCUGCACAACGGCAAAGUGGCCGUAUGCUUUAGCGGACUCACGACGCCAAAGGGAGAGCUCUACUGGCCACCCGUGGAACGAAAAUCACACGACUCGGCCAGGACUUACACAUCUCUCUUCGUCCGUCACUGGGACACCUGGAGCACCGCCAACCAAAACUCGUUGUGGUACGGCCAACUGGCCAAGAUGCACGGCAAGUGGACUCUCGAAAAUCCCGGCCUCACCAAUCUCCUAGCCGGCACAAGCCUCGAGUCUCCUGUGCCCCCCUUCGGUGGAACCGGCGAUUUUGACGUCUCUGCUCAGGGCAUCUGCUUUGUCGCCAAAGACCCCGGCCUCAACCCCGCGAGAUACACCAAGACUGAUCUCUAUUACGUACCCCUCAAGUCUUUUGCCGAGAAGCCUGGUGCUCCCCAAUUGGCCAAGACCGGCAAACUUCAGGGCUACAGCGUCGCCCCGACAUUCAGCAGCGACGGCCAAAAGAUCGCCUUUGCCCGCAUGAAGAACAUACAGUAUGAAUCAGAUAAGACUCAUCUACUGCUUGUUCCCAACGUGGAUGAUGUCAGCAAAGUUGAAGAGUUUUACGAAACUGGUGAUGGCGAGGGCGCGUGGGAUGCAAAGCCGGACUGGAUCACAUGGAGCCACGACGACAAGGAGCUCUACGUCGGUGCUGAAAAGCACGGCAAAGUCGUGCUGUGGAAACUUCCCUCCUCACCCUCGGAAGCCAAGGAGCUGCCAACGCCUAUUUAUGAAGAAGCGACUGUGAGCAAUGCUAGGCUCCUCGGAGCCGGCCCGUCACUGCUUAUAACUUCCAAGUCCCGAAUUGAGAGCUCCUUAUACUCGGUGCUGGAUCCCGUGUCAAAGUCCGUCACUGAAGUGUCGUCAAGUUCCAGAAACGGGAAAUCCUUGGGCCUCAACAAGGCGAUGAAGGACGAUAUAUGGUACCCCGGCUCCAUGGGCUACGAUAUCCACGCUCUCGUGACAAGACCAUCCGACUUCGACCCGUCCAAGAAAUAUCCACUGGCAUUCCUCAUCCACGGAGGUCCACAAAGUGCCUGGAUGGAUGAUUGGAGCACUCGAUGGAAUCCAGCCAUUUUUGCCGAGCAGGGGUAUGUCGUCGUUGCCCCUAACCCGACUGGAAGCACCGGCUAUGGCCAGAAACAUACAGACUCCAUCACAUGCAACUGGGGAGGAAAUCCGUACCAGGAUCUCGUUCUCUGCUAUGAAUACUUGGAGAAGAACGUCGACUACAUUGACACGUCCUGUGCCGUUGCGUUGGGAGCGUCCUACGGAGGUUACAUGAUUAAUUGGAUCCAAGGGCACCCUCUUGGUCGAAAAUUCAAAGCUCUGGUGUGCCAUGACGGCGUCUUCUCCACGCAAAACCAGUGGUCAACGGAAGAACUGUUCUUCCCAGAACACGACUUUGGCGGCACUCUGUGGGAGAGUCGUGAGUUUUAUGCCAAAUGGGAUCCCUCGCUGUACUGCGCCAAUUGGCAGACGCCAAUGCUGGUCAUCCACAACGAGUUGGAUUACAGGCUACCUAUUUCCGAAGGUCUGGCCAUGUUCAACGUUCUCCAGGCACGAAAAGUCCCCAGCAAGCUUGUUGUGUUUCCCGAUGAAAACCAUUGGAUACUGAAGCCCGAGAACUCCUUGGUGUGGCAUAAGGAGGUGUUGGGCUUCAUCAACAAAUACAGCGGCGUCGCAGAUGCAAAGAGACCGGCGUGA
Ustilaginoidea virens is the source of this 2082-nucleotide messenger RNA. RefSeq lists its product as uncharacterized. Bases 1 to 2082 code for a protein of 693 amino acids. The transcript is spliced from 6 exons. NCBI's taxonomy places the organism in Eukaryota, Fungi, Ascomycota, Sordariomycetes, Hypocreales, Clavicipitaceae. The record is from RefSeq and is a predicted model, not a curated record. Gene Ontology annotation, molecular function: serine-type endopeptidase activity. Gene Ontology annotation, biological process: proteolysis.